CCCCGGCCGCCCAGUACUGCGCCGAUCCGCGCCGCGACACUACCGGGCGGUUACCGCAUAGCGCGCGCGUCAUGCCGAGAUGACAUUCUUAUCGGCCCAUCGAGAUCAUCCGCCGCCAUACGAACGAUUCGAUCAACAUUUUUACUCGAUACUCAUCAACCAACUCAAGCCGAGCCAGCAGCACAAACGAAAAAACGCACGCUAGUAGCUAGCGAUCGAGUAAUUUUACUCGGUGAAACGAGCCAAUAUCACGACGACGUCAGGCGAUGCGGGAGACGGAUUUGCCAGUGUGCGAUACGUCACCAGUGUGUCAUUGAUACUGCUACAUAGAGUCAGUUCUACGGAGGACGGAUUAGCACAUCAGCAGCAUGCACCAACCGACGCAGGCGCAACAGCCGCCCCCCGUAGCCGAAGCUUCGGCCGGCGCCACCGGCACGGCCGCCGCCCGAAGUCACGUCAACGGCGGCCGCUUCGACUUCGACGACGGCGGCACCUACUGCGGCGGCUGGGAGGACGGCAAGGCGCACGGACACGGCGUGUGUACGGGCCCUAAAGGCCAGGGGGCUUACAGCGGUUCGUGGCACUACGGGUUCGAGGUGUCGGGCGUCUACACGUGGCCCAGUGGGAGUUGUUUUGAGGGCCAAUGGCAAAACGGCAAAAGACACGGUCUGGGCGUAGAGACGAGAGGUCGAUGGAUAUACAGGGGCGAGUGGACGCAAGGGUUCAAAGGAAGGUACGGGGUACGGCAGUCCAACACGUCAACCGCCAAGUACGAAGGUACUUGGGCCAACGGAUUACAGGACGGAUACGGAUCGGAAACAUACGCAGAUGAUGGCACGUACCAGGGGCAAUGGAUGCGGGGUAUGCGCCACGGCUACGGCAUCCGCACAAGCGCCCCCUUCGGCAAGGCCUCCAAGUACAGAGGCAACAAGGCGCUCAGGGCCUCGCUGACGUCAUUGAGGAGUAACGAAGUAGGAGGAGUACCGGUGGAUGCGGCGGAAAAAAGGGACAGGAGGGUGGACGAUUCCCGAGGGGGGUUCGUGUUGCAGAGCAAGAGCACCGAGCCUGCAGUGGGGAGUAGGAGGAGGUCGUUAGGGAGUGGGAACAUCAAGAAGAAUUUUAUUAAAGGUAUUCUAAAAAAGGGAGCAAGUACGGGCGAACUGGACAGACGGACAGGAUCGGGCAGCAUAAAAAGUACCGCUUCGUCAGCAUCGUACAUCAGUACUGAUUCGGCUGGCUCAGCAAUGACCAACGCUUCAAUGCCUUCAGAUUCCAAUGCUAGCUUUGUGAUCGAUGACGAACAAAUGGACCCCAGCGUGACCGAGACCUACAUGGGCGAGUGGAAGAACGACAAACGGUCGGGGUACGGCAUCAGCGAGCGCUCGGACGGGCUGCGGUACGAGGGCGAGUGGUACGCCAACAAGAAGUACGGCUACGGCGUCACCACGUUCAGCAACGGCGAGAAGGAGGAGGGCAAGUACAAGAACAAUGUGCUCAUCACGAGUCAGAAGAAGAAACUCUUUUUGAUGCGCAGCGCGAAAUUUAGGGAGCGAAUCGACGCGGCGGUCAACGCUGCGCAGAGGGCGUCCAAGAUCGCGCUGCAGAAGGCGGAUAUCGCCAUUAAUAGGACAGCAUUCGCUCGUGGCAAGGCCGAACAAGCAGACAUCGCAGCAGCCCAAGCACGGGAAGACUCCGAAGUAGCCGAAACGGUAGCCAAGCAGUACGCUCCCGAUUUCAAGCAGCCCGGUCUGGAGAAACUGAAAGCCCGCCAGAUGAAGUACCGGGAACAGAACAGGAACUUGGACACCUCGAUCGAACAAAAAGACAUUCUCACGCCCAACCAGAUACCCAACAAGAUCACCAACCAAAUGCCUAACCAGAUCGGGAACCAGAUAGGGAACAAAAUCAACAAUCCGAUGAAUCCGAUGAUGAACCAGAUGCCUAAUGCCGUACCACCUCAGUCGAAUAUGUACCAGCAACAGAACCAACAACCGAACCUGUACCAACAACAGAACCAGUAUCAAGGUCCCAACAAGCCAUUGCAACAACAGCAACAAUAUCAACAGCAACAGCAACCGCUGACAAACAACCCCGGCCACUCGAACAACCCUACGACGCUACAGAACAACAUGUACAACAACCCUGCCGGUGUCCAAAACGAGUUCGGUGUGUCUUCGUUGCAUAAUAAUGAAAAACUGCACAACAAUGAGUUCACGACGGUCGGGUUCAACGAUAGUGGGGGAGGUGCGGGUAGAAAGAGCAUCGGAGGGGAAGACAGUGCGAUGAUGGCCAAUUCGGUGAGGAGGAUGUCAAGGAGGGUGUCGGGGGACCGGCCGUACUUGGGCAGUAUAGGGCAGCAGUCGUCCAUCGACCAUUUCGACCACUACAAAAGACCACCCAGUAGAGAUUCUAGCGUAGAUAGAUAUUCUAGAGCGACGGGCAGACUAAGCAAUUCUAUGGCGGGUUCCAGACAACCCUCCGUGGAUAGGACGUCGGCAAGUCGGCUAGAGACUCCAGACAGAACCUUAAGGGCACCCUCGGUCCCGCGAGGGACUACCCCUGUGCCCACCGGUUUAAAUUCGACCAUCAAAAAUGGUUCAGUUCCAACAGGACAGGGAGCUCCUUUGACGCCCCAGACCAACAAUAGCAACCCUCCUUUUGAGGAAAUCAUCCUUCGAAAGAGAGGUUUGGGCCAAGACAUAGUACCAUCUCCGAAUCAGCCUAAGCGGACCGAAAGUCUGUUCAUUCCGGGCCAACCUAACGGGCAAACUGCAAAGGUUCUAGCCACUCAGGCCACCCUCCAGCGCAAGAAGUCUCUCCCCGACGUCCAGGAGCUGCCCAGGGCGACGCGCCAGAUGCCCCGGGAAGAAGUGUCCAUGCUGGGUUCGGCGAGGCGCGAAGAAGUCCGAAGGCAGGUCGACGAGAGGGAGCGGCUGAGGGCCAAUCCGCUCCUGUACCUGGUCAGUCCGCAAGUUAAGGAUUGGUUUUCGCGACAGCAAUUGGUCCUUGUAGUCCUCUUCAUCAACAUCUCACUAGCCAUCAUGUUCUUCAAAUUGCUGACAUAGUACAGGACCGGCGUCACGUAUGACGCAACUUGAGGACCUCGUUUUUGGAUCUUUGGACAUUCUCACACCCUUUACUCGAUUGAUUGAUCGAUAUAAACACAUACAAAGUCUACAUUUGAGCGUAUUUUGGAGCUUUUUGAAAAAGGAAAUACGACUUCAAUCGAACGUGAUGUGUUUUUGAAAAAAAGCACGAAAAUUUGGAACGGAAAGUGUUUGUUGUUAUUUUUUUGGAUUUUUUUCUUGGAAAAUGAAAAUGAACUUAAACAAGGGGACUUAGUGUUUUUAAGUAUUUAAAAAAUUAUUAUCUACUUAUAUAUUAAAAUUUUAAAAAAGUUAUCUUUACUGUUGGAAUUUUUCAAAUUUUAUCUGUCCUAUUUUUGUUUGUCUCGUUUGCUUUUAUAUCUUGUUUUGUUACUUUUUUUAAUACAUAUUUACGCUGAUACGAAUUUAUUUUACUGUUUCUUUUUUUGUACUAUCAUAUCUAAAAACAUAUAUAAAAUUAGAAACGGUAGAAUAAAAGUAUAAAUACUCAGUAGAUUUUAAAAUCCAAAAGUCAGCCCAAUAUAAUUGUAUAAUACAAUUUUUCCCUUAUACCUACAUAUAUUAGUGACAAAACAAGAUAUAAAAUUAAAAUUUUCAAAGAAUUUAUUCGAGUUGUUAUGUAUAUUUAUAAAGAAAAAAUAAAUUUAGUCAAAUUUUAUAUUUACCGUUAAUAUACUUAAAUAAAAUUUAGUAAGCGCUUUUCGAAAAAUUAAUUUAUAAUUUAAUAUUAGUUGUUAAAAUUUAAUUUUAAGUUUGUUUCCUAUUCUUGUCUGCUUUUUUAUUUAUUAUUUUAUUUCUUAAGGCUUUAAAUCAAUUUGGGAUAAAAAAAUAUUUUUUUCUAUUAAUGUACUUUUUCUUCAAAAGUAAACCUUGUAUUUCUUUUGAACUCAGAUAAAUAAAAAUACAGAAAGGAAGGUUUUAAUGAAUUCUAAAUCAUAUGAUUUUUAACAAAAACUAAAUUAAAAUAAAAAUUUAGACUGAUCAGCCAUCGCUCAAUGUUACGUCAUCAUUAUAUGUCAAAUAUGAGUUUUAGGGUAUUUCUGAGAUCAGUUCAUAUUGUUUGGAAAAUUUUAAGUACGUUUAUAGUAUUAAUUGAGUGAGUUUCGUUUUUUUUUCGGUAUUUAUUACUUUAAAAAAAUUAUAAGCUUAGCAAUGGGCUCUUGGUCAUUUUAAUUAAAUCUUUGAGGUAUUUUUGCAAUAAAAUUUGAGUUUGUCCGCCAAUAAAAUAAUAACCCCAAAUCAAAUCACAAUGACAAUUUACUACAAAGAAUAUGCAGUAAUUUCGAAAUGCCAUAAUGAUGUUACCAAUCUCUUUCAUCUGGUUGUCAAGUGAUUGAGAGAGUUCGACAAUACAUGACGUCACGUUGAACGAUGGCUGAACAUUCUAUAUUGUGUAUUUUUUAGAAGAAUAAUAUUAGAAAUAAAAUGUAUAUAAUCUUCUAAAUUGAUAACAAUUUGUAUGUAUUGUGCAUUGUGAGGGUUAAAUAAGAAUGAAAUAGCUUCCUUUCUGUGUUAUUUAUCGCUCUGAGUGUUAGAUUAAUAAAGAAGAAACACGAAUGACACAAAAAUUCUGUAAACUCUACUAUUUCGCGUGCCUUGGUCGUACUUUGUAAGUGAUUCGUAAAAAAACUGACAAGCGCAAAAAUUAAACAAUUAGAUACAGAAACCGUACCGUUUGUAGUCUCUGUUUUUUGCAAGAUAUUGAAAUAAAAAUAACGAUUUUUACGGCUAAUCUUUACUACGUACUUAUUAUAUAUAAAAUAUACUUAUUAUAUACAUAGAUUUUAGCAGGUCUUUUUAAAUGAGGAAAAACAAAAACAAAUUAUAUAGAUUUAUAUGAAUCAACAACGUAAUGAUUAUAAUAUACCUAAUGUACUAUCA
Sitophilus oryzae (rice weevil) is the source of this 4988-nucleotide messenger RNA. RefSeq names its product junctophilin-1. The record is from RefSeq and is a predicted model, not a curated record. Gene Ontology annotation, cellular component: plasma membrane; endoplasmic reticulum membrane; junctional membrane complex. The coding region runs from base 369 to 3065 and encodes 898 amino acids. NCBI's taxonomy places the organism in Eukaryota, Metazoa, Arthropoda, Insecta, Coleoptera, Curculionidae. The transcript has 12 exons.